This is a messenger RNA of Leptomonas pyrrhocoris, 1168 nucleotides long. Its product is annotated as putative mitochondrial nuclear cap binding complex subunit CBP30 (CBP30). NCBI's taxonomy places the organism in Eukaryota, Euglenozoa, Kinetoplastea, Trypanosomatida, Trypanosomatidae. Bases 137 to 1168 code for a protein of 343 amino acids. The transcript has a single exon. Gene Ontology annotation, cellular component: nuclear cap binding complex. The record is from RefSeq and is a predicted model, not a curated record.
AGCAGCUCCAAGCACAUCCAACACGGACGUUGCGCGCGCGUAGCGGCAGCACCCAAAAUCGUACCGUUAGCGGCAUUUUUUUUUUUUGACUCACAUUUGUUUCGCGUUCAUCAAAACGCGUGCCCGCAGCUCCCUCAUGUCUGGGGGAGACCAGAACGGCACGCGAGGGACGGGGUUCGUCCACCUCAACACCCCCGCAAGCAUCCACUACACCACUGGGCAGACGCUGUCCCUCUCCGCCCUGCGUCAACGCAAGUCUCGCGUGGAGUGCGUCGUACUGCCCGAGUCGGUGGCCGUGUGGCGUCGCGCCUUUCAGCGAUACGUGAAGGAGGAAGGCUACAGCAGCUACGCCGCGGAUGUGGAGGAUGAGCGGGCGGGCAGCGGCGUCGUUCUGCCUCCGUUGGUGCCGCAGCGCAGCGGCCCGGAGCGGCGUCGUGCACAGGACGGCGUGUCGGCAACGGACGCCUUCUUCUGCUCUCCAACUUCUUGUGGGGCAGCGGAGGCAGCAAAGAAAGCGUCCACCGCUGCAGCGAGUGCCACGUCAUCCGCAAACGACGCUGCGGCGCCAGUUCAAGCCGCGGCGACGGUGUCAUCGUCCGGCAGCGCGGACGCGUCGUCGUCGUCGUCCUCUUCGGCGUCUCCGCUCGCCCUGCAACCCGCCAAAGGCAUCACCAUCGUGAGCCACCACAAGGUGGCGGGCCGCCAGCAGUUCGUCUACCCCGACUACGACGGCGUGCUGUCGGCCGGAGUAGUGCCGCAGGUGAUUGUGACGGAAGAAGAAAAGGCCGAGGAAGAGGCGGCGAAGGCGUUUUACAUAUCAGCACUGGACAUGACGGAGGAGGAGCUGGCUGCGCUGGAGGAGCUGCAGGCGCUGUGGAAGAGCCGCGCCCGCAGUCACUCGUUUCUCGGCGCACAACACCGCAACGCGGCGAAGGGAUCGACGGACCCGUCCACACCAGAGGAGGAGGAGCACGUCUCCUCCGGCAGUCGUCAACACGCCAGUCGAGAAGAUCGUCCGUUGAAGUCGCGUCGCGUCGAUGGUGGACACGAGACGGUGGAGGACAUCGCCUACGCCGAGGCAGAGACUGCGGUGGAUGACGCAUCAACGCUGGAUAAGGAGCUGGCCGAGGCCUUGCGUUUGGCGGACGAUCUACUGCGAUUUGCGUAG